Otolemur garnettii (small-eared galago) is the source of this 2193-nucleotide messenger RNA. It is a transcript of the gene USP14, whose product is annotated as ubiquitin specific peptidase 14. The transcript is spliced from 15 exons. The coding region runs from base 57 to 1460 and encodes 467 amino acids. NCBI's taxonomy places the organism in Eukaryota, Metazoa, Chordata, Mammalia, Primates, Galagidae. Gene Ontology annotation, molecular function: proteasome binding; cysteine-type deubiquitinase activity. Gene Ontology annotation, biological process: protein deubiquitination; proteasome-mediated ubiquitin-dependent protein catabolic process; regulation of proteasomal protein catabolic process. The record is from RefSeq and is a predicted model, not a curated record.
UAAAAUGGGGAAAGGAGAAAUUUGAAGGUGUAGAAUUAAAUACCGAUGAACCUCCAAUGGUGUUCAAGGCUCAGCUCUUUGCGCUGACUGGAGUCCAGCCAUCCAGACAGAAAGUUAUGGUGAAAGGAGGAACUUUGAAGGAUGAUGAUUGGGGAAACAUUAAAAUAAAAAAUGGGAUGACUGUACUAAUGAUGGGGUCAGCAGAGGCUCUUCCUGAAGAACCCUUAGCUAAAACUGUCUUUGUAGAAGACAUGACAGAAGAGCAGUUGGCAUCCGCUAUGGAAUUACCAUGUGGAUUGACAAAUCUUGGUAACACUUGUUACAUGAAUGCUACAGUUCAAUGUAUUCGUUCUGUGCCUGAACUCAAAGAUGCCCUUAAAAGGUAUGCAGGUGCCUUGCGAGCUUCAGGGGAAAUGUCUUCAGCACAGUAUAUUACUGCAGCCCUUAGAGAUUUGUUUGAUUCCAUGGAUAAAACUUCUUCUAGUAUUCCUCCUAUUAUUCUACUGCAGUUUUUGCACAUGGCUUUCCCACAGUUUGCGGAGAAAGGUGAACAAGGACAGUAUCUUCAACAGGAUGCUAAUGAAUGCUGGGUACAAAUGAUGCGCGUAUUGCAACAGAAAUUGGAAGCCAUAGAAGAUGAUUCUGUGAAAGAGACAGAUUCUUCUGCAUCAGCAGUGACACCUUCUAAAAAGAAAAGUUUAAUUGAUCAGUUCUUCGGUGUUGAGUUUGAAACUACCAUGAAAUGCACAGAAUCUGAAGAAGAAGAAGUCACCAAAGGAAAGGAGAAUCAACUUCAACUUAGCUGUUUUAUCAAUCAGGAAGUCAAGUAUCUUUUUACAGGACUUAAAUUGCGACUUCAGGAAGAAAUCACCAAACAGUCUCCAACGUUACAAAGAAAUGCUUUGUAUAUCAAAUCUUCCAAGAUCAGUCGGCUACCUGCUUACUUGACCAUUCAAAUGGUUCGCUUUUUUUAUAAGGAGAAGGAGUCUGUGAAUGCCAAAGUUCUAAAGGAUGUUAAAUUUCCUCUUAUGUUGGAUGUGUAUGAACUGUGUACACCAGAACUUCAGGAGAAAAUGGUCUCUUUUCGAUCAAAAUUCAAGGAUUUAGAAGAUAAAAAAGUGAAUCAGCAGCCAGACACAAGUGACAAAAAGAGUAGUCCCCAGAAAGAAGUAAAGUAUGAACCCUUUUCUUUUGCUGAUGAUAUCGGCUCUAAUAAUUGUGGAUACUAUGAUUUACAAGCAGUGUUAACACACCAGGGAAGGUCUAGUUCUUCGGGUCAUUAUGUGUCAUGGGUCAAAAGGAAACAAGAUGAAUGGAUUAAGUUUGAUGAUGAUAAGGUCAGCAUCGUAACACCAGAAGAUAUCUUGCGGCUCUCUGGUGGUGGAGACUGGCACAUCGCUUACGUUCUACUCUAUGGGCCUCGCAGAGUUGAAAUAAUGGAAGAGGAAAGUGAACAGUAAUCUUCGUUGUAACUAUUUAUGCUUAGGUGUGAAAUAAAUACUAUUUGUUGAUCAUUUUGGUAAUCCAGAAAUUUAAAGGAUGACAUUUUAGGUGGUUUUAUUUUUCCCCUCAUACGGAACAAGAGGGCAGAAGUAGACGACAUCACCCUAGAAAAUGGCAUAAAAGAAAAUUAUCUUGGGAUUGCUGCCUUGUAUAAAGGUGACAAGAAGACCUUUUUUAAGUUUAUUGCAUUAAUUUAAAAAAGAUGAAUUGAAAUGCCUUUCAGCCAUUACCUUCUGUGAUAAAUUUUCUCACUUUUCAGUCCAAGGUUCAGCAAUCGGAUGUUUAUUGCACACCUAUUACCUAUUUGUUCUCGCAUGGUUCACACCACCAUUCAGUAGCUGUCCAUCCUCUGCCUUAUCUAAUAAAGUUUUUUCCAGGAAGGUAGAAAAGGAAGUGUUCCUCUCGUUGUGUUACUCAGUGCUGCUGUCCGUCCCAUGGAGACAUGGGCACAAUCAAGUAUUUGUCCAGCCUUACUGUUGCUGGCUUUUCAUGACUUUAAAAUAGUGAUCAAUAAUAGCAUAGCACAUUGAUUAUACAUUUAUUAUUGUCUCUCUGAUGUACUAGGGGUUGUACACUUAACUUUGGAAUGGUUUUGUAGUAAUCUUAAAAAAAUGUUGACAAGCUCUGGGUGUUUAUUUUUAGAAAAUGAGGAUAUUUAAUAAAAAAAAAAAAAGAGGGAUUAACAGCUUU